Molecule: messenger RNA, 1623 nt
Organism: Rotaria sp. Silwood2
Lineage: Eukaryota; Metazoa; Rotifera; Eurotatoria; Philodinida; Philodinidae
Source: the annotation of a GenBank genome assembly
AUGGCAUCGACAGCUAGCUUACAAGAGAAAUUUAAUGCAGCUGUCAAAGCUAUUCAACGAUUACCUUCUGAUGGUUCUUUUCAACCAUCAAAUGAAAUGAAAUUGACUUUCUAUGGUCUUUAUAAACAAGCAACAGCAGGUCCAUGUAAAGAACCUCGACCAUCUCUAUUUAAUUAUAUUAAUCGAGCAAAAUGGGAUGCAUGGGAUAGAUGUCGAUCAAUGACUAAAGAAUCAGCUAUGACAGCUUAUAUUGAUGAAAUUCGAAAAAUUCUUGAAACUAUGCCACAAACAAAUGAAGUAUUAGAAUUUACACAAUUAAUUGGACCAUUUUAUGAAUUUGUUGAUGAUCAGACAGAAGAAAAUCAACCAAUUUCAUUAAUAAAGAAAAAAUCACAUCAUACAAAUAUUAAGAAAAAAAAACCAAAUACACUUGGAUCUCUUUCUAAUGGAACCGGUGAAAAUGAUUAUGAUGAACAUUCAAUGAAUCAUACGAAUGGUCCAAUUCAAACAAUAGUUUCAUCUGGAAAUGGUCCAGUACCAUCUUCAUCACCUUCAUCGUCUUCAUCAUCAAUAUCUUCAUCUGAUGCUGAAGAAUUUUAUGACGAUCCACCGGAUCGACUUUCUCUCAAUCCUAGUGUAUCAAAUGAUGAAAUGAUAUCAAAAGAAAAUCUUCAAACGAAUGAACCUCCAUCAACAUCCAACAUUCCACCUGAACAGCCGUCAAAUAAUACAACAAAAUAUCAUCCACAUGUAUAUGGUGGUCAAGAUGGUUCAAACGUUCCUGUACAUCGUUCUCAUAGAGGAAGUAAUCAUUCGAAUGAAUUCCACGGAUUAUCAACACAUUCAUCAUAUCGUCAUCAUAAUCCAUCUGAUGGUGCUCGUUAUUCAUUUUCAUCUGUUGCAUCUGGUGGUGGUGGUAAUGGACGACAUCCAAAUAAUAAUUAUAAUAAAGAAACACAACGUGCUAUACUAGCAGCACUUACAAAACUUCAACGUGAUGUUAAUAAUAUAUUAGAACGACUCAAUCGAUUAGAAACAUCUUCACAUUUUCUUCAACAGACAAGAUUUUCUCUUAUGGCAUCAAUAACAAGUGGUACUGAUAGUGAACAUUUGGGUAUACCAAAAGCUGUAUUUGUUGAAGAUGUUGAUAGUUUUAUGCAACAACCAGAAAAUGAUUCAGCUGAUACAGUUAUUCGAAGACUUGAUGAUUUAAAUAGUAAAUAUCGUUUUAUGGAAAUGAAUUUAUUACAAAAGAAAAAACGUUUACGAGGAAAAUUACCUGAUAUUCAAAUUUGCUUAGAUAUGGUUGAACAACUUCGUAAAUAUCGUGAGAACGGUAGUGAUAUGGAUACAAACUUUUUACUAGCUCAUAAUCUUUAUGGUAAAGCAACAAUACCACCAACAGAUAAGGUUUGUCUAUGGUUAGGUGCUAAUGUUAUGCUUGAAUAUACAUUGGAUGAAGCUGAAGAAUUAUUACGUGGAAAUCAAAAAACAGCACAAACAACACUUGAAAAAGUUGAUGAAGAUCUUGAUUUUUUAAGAGAUCAAAUUACAACAACUGAAGUAAAUAUGGCUCGUUUACAUAAUUGGGCUGUUAAACAAAGACAACAAAAUAAGAAAUAA